AUGCCACUCCCCACUAUAUACCAUGACGUAUCCCGUUCGAAGAACUUCUCUGAAGAUGGGAUGGGAAGCUUGUUCACCCCUCACCUCAGUCACUUCAGCUACAUUCAAGGGGCUCAAGCUCCGGAGAUCGCAGCGGAACCUGAUCUUGGUAAUUAUCCUCCUCCUCGUCCUGCACGCUCGCCAAAACGUGAGAGGCAUGCCACGGCUCGAACUUGCACCCUUGAUGGACCAUGGCCUCAUCCGCCUUACUGCUACGAUCCCUUUGUCGAUUACGAGGACUCAAGCUCUUCUCAAGUCAAAGAGAUUGACUGCAGCCGAGAGGACAGCAUCGAUAUAGAUCCUCACUUGUGCAGCAUAGCGGAUCUCAGGCAAAUGCUGGAACAAACAGAGGGGCAAUCCCAGUCCGCGCGGACCGGCAGGUCGUUCUUCGAAGGGACCAUGCCCGAGAAAGGCUUUGCUCGCGAUCCAGACUCAAAACACGAUCAUUCGGACGAGCAAUUGGACAAGCUUAAUGCGUCCUUGUUACCGGCUUCGACAAGAGCGUUAGCCUUGGUCGACAGUCCUGCGUCACACAGGCUGUCCAAGGGGUCGAACUUCAAGGCUGGAAGGGGCAUCAUAGAUGUCGCCAUCAAUGUGUUCAGCCGUAAUGCAAGGCCAGUGCAGUCUGUCGAAAGCUGUGAUCCUUUGGUGACCAUCCGUCAGAGAUCACAUCCUGCAACACUCGACGACGAGGACGCAUUGGACGAGGCGUUCGUACCUGCGUCGGAUUCUGGAGGCCCGCCGCGCCUGACAGUCUCACCAAAGGGAUCGAAAAGCAACAGUACGGCAACUGAGGUCCGCCUUGGGCCGCCAAAGCAUAGCCGCGGUCUUCGAAAGCAAAUCUACCCGCCUCGCGUUCGCUACUCGAUGCUCACAGUUUCAAGCUUCGGGUGCGGCAGGUCAGAGUCGCCAUGUGUGGUCUCGACAUCUGGUCCUCUUUUGCGGUGUGCAAUGGACGAAAAGUAUCCUUUCGACUCGCCCAGAUCCGCAUCUGACUUCCGGCGUCCUUCGCUCUGA
Molecule: messenger RNA, 1056 nt
Organism: Pseudozyma hubeiensis SY62
Lineage: Eukaryota; Fungi; Basidiomycota; Ustilaginomycetes; Ustilaginales; Ustilaginaceae
Exons: 1
Coding region: 1-1056 (351 amino acids)
Source: RefSeq, a predicted model, not a curated record